AUGUCUCUUCCUUCAAUACAAAGAGUUCUUCUGCAAUCUAUUGCUGCAGCAGACCCUGAGGGUCAUUUUGUAGAAGUCGAUAAUAUCCAAGCAUAUUAUAAGAUAGCAAUCCCUCAGCAUCAUCAAAUCCUGCUUCAAAAUCAACAACCACUCCCAUACGAACCUCACAAACCCGUGAUCCUUUGCCUUCACCAUUUUCUGGGAAAUCAGUAUACAUGGAAAUUUCUCAUGCAGCCAUUAGCUGAUGCUACGGGAUGUCAUGUUAUCGCCUAUGAUAGGGUGGCGUUUGGUUUCACUGAGAGACCAGUUCAGUGGGAAGAAGGCAAAAAUCCUUACACCCAACCUGCUGCAGUGGAAUUUGCUGUCCAAUUGCUGGUACAAUUGGGUUAUGGUACGAAAAAGGUAGUAUUUGUCGGAUGUUCCGCCGGUGCAGCCAUAUCUUGUUCUGUCGCAAUCAGAUAUCCUGAUUUGGUUCAUUCAUUAAUUCUGAUUGGGCCUUCAUUGAAGCCAGAUGAUCAAGGCCCACCUCCUGUAGCGCGUCACAUUUUAGGAUCUGCGUCAGGCCGAUUAUUUCUUAAGGCCAUAUUAUAUCGUUAUCUUCCAUUUCCGACACUUUAUCACGACAUUAAUUCUAUUAGUGAAUGGGAAACUGUGGUCAAACCGUGUAAUCGUGUUCCACUUACCUUACCAAAUUUCUAUGAGGCAGUUUCAUUGCUGAUGAAAUAUUUCAUUCCUUUAGAAAUAUUACCUAAUAAGCACGUGGUACAACGAUAUCCCAUAUUAUACAUCACUGGAGAUGAUGACAAAUACUUGCAUGUAGAUAAACAUAAAGAAGCAUUUGACGAAUUGGUAGCUGGUGCACCCGAAAAUGCAGUGAUAGAAUAUUACGUUUUAGAAAGUUGUGGUCAUUUGCCACAAGAUGAAAAACCUCAGGAGACUUUAGAAUUAGUGAUCAAUUUUCUCAGAAAGCUUGGUGUUUAUUCUGAGAACAGAUGCGCCUAA
Racocetra persica is the source of this 1002-nucleotide messenger RNA. The record is from the annotation of a GenBank genome assembly. NCBI's taxonomy places the organism in Eukaryota, Fungi, Glomeromycota, Glomeromycetes, Diversisporales, Gigasporaceae.